AUGGCGACUCGAUUCCUUUUUUAUUCCCGUCCCGCGUCAACAACGCCGCUCGCUCGACUCGCUAGUCAGACCGCUAGAGCAUCCUCAAUUCUCCGUUCUGUUCCCACCUUUCUCACCAGGUCGACCCAGAAUCGGCCUUCUACCGCGUCUCCGAUUCUACAAGCUUCUUUCUAUUCAACACCUUCAGAUGCUCCUUCGAACACAAGGACGAAGUUCGUCUACAAUGUAGCGGCCUCCUACAUCGCCAAGGGGCGCGCCUACGACCCUUCAAUCCAUCUCUUCCAGUUUGAUCCGUACAAUCGCGUCUCUCCUCCAAAUGGUGCUGCUCGAGGGAAGAAAGCCCGGCCUGAGUCUGGCCAAGAUGCAUUCUUUGUGAGUCGUCUGGGCACUAACCCAGGAGAGGUUGCUUUGGGUGUGGCAGAUGGCGUAGGAGGCUGGAUGGAGAGCGGUGUCGACCCUGCUGACUUCUCCCACGCUUUCUGCAAUUACAUGGCCGCUGCCGCGAACGCUGCCGCCGAAAUCUCAGCAUAUACAGGCAAGCCGCUCACAGCGCGUCAGCUGAUGCAGUUGGGCUACGACGCGGUCUGCCAUGACCCGUCCAUUCGCGCCGGCGGUAGCACUGCCAUCGUCGGUCUCCUCACCGCUAAUGGCCGUGCUGAGAUUGCCAACCUUGGUGACAGCGGCUUCCUCAUGCUGCGGCGCAAUGGCGUGCAUGCCUACAGCGAGCCCCAAACUCAUGCUUUCAACACACCGUACCAGCUCAGCGUCGUGCCCCGGAGCAUGCUCUUGCGUGCGGCAGCCUUUGGCGGCGGCCAGCUCAUGGACCAGCCUGCCGAUGCCGACCUGAUUCGGCACCAGCUUCGUCAUGGCGACGUCCUCAUCUUCGCCAGCGACGGUCUCUGGGACAAUCUUUUCAACCAACAGAUCCUGCGCAUCGUCAGUCAGGUCAUGGCCCGUGCCGGCGCCUGGGUGCAGAACAGCCAGACCGGCGUCCAAGUCGCGCCGGAUCUACGGCCAUUCACGCAGCUUCAGCAAGAAAACACUGCCAGUUCAAACGUGAAGCUCCCAUCCCCUCCGAACACGCUUCAGAGCCUUCUGGCUACCGAAAUCGUGGCUGCCGCGAAGGCCGCUAGCGUUAGCCCUCACCUCGAUGGGCCUUUCGCCAAAGAGGUUAAGAAGUACUACCCGAACGAGUCCUGGCAUGGUGGCAAGGAGGACGACAUCUGCAUUGUGGUCGUUCUCGUGUCGGAGGAAGAGUGCCCGAGCCAGGAGCAGACUCCGGCGCCGAAGGCGAAACUUUGA
Molecule: messenger RNA, 1302 nt
Organism: Thermochaetoides thermophila DSM 1495
Lineage: Eukaryota; Fungi; Ascomycota; Sordariomycetes; Sordariales; Chaetomiaceae
Product: phosphoprotein phosphatase-like protein
Exons: 1
Coding region: 1-1302 (433 amino acids)
Source: RefSeq, a predicted model, not a curated record